Messenger RNA from Anolis sagrei ordinatus, 1943 nucleotides. RefSeq names its product NOP protein chaperone 1 (gene NOPCHAP1). Lineage: Eukaryota; Metazoa; Chordata; Lepidosauria; Squamata; Anolidae. The record is from RefSeq and is a predicted model, not a curated record. Gene Ontology annotation, biological process: box C/D snoRNP assembly. Gene Ontology annotation, molecular function: box C/D methylation guide snoRNP complex binding.
CAUUUGGAAGAGGAGGAGGCGAAUGGCGUGCAAGGAAGGCAGCGUGCCUGCGACGGUGUCCCAAGACCUCCUUUCUGUGGGGAGCCGAGGAGGUAUUCAUGAGACGCUACUGCUCUAUUCAAAUCAUGCUAAAAAGAAAGCCACAAGCUUACAGACAGCCAGACUGCCAAGGAGCAAUAUUUUGGAUAGAGUACAGACCUUUCUACCACAGAUGGCCAGUGCAAAUGACAAGCUAAGGAAACAAAUGGACACCACAUCCAUUGAGGAGUUUGAUAUUGAACACCUAGAUCCUUCUACUGAAAAUGUAAUUGAAAUGAAUGUGGCUUUGGUUGAACUGGAUGAUUCUGAUACAGAAGAAGAGGAUUCAAAUUCAGAGGAGGAGUCUGAAGGCGAGGACAGCUCCGUCUGUGAUGAAGUGACUGUAGACAACCUCAAGCUCCCAGAAUCAAAAAGUGAAGGCAGAAUAGAAAUCUUGGACAGUAAAAGUGCUGAAUAGACAUGUCAUCAUCAUUUCAGACCAUAAUGAUUUCAGUGUUCUUUUGGAGAGCUAAUCUGUUUCUCGUCAUACUGCCUAUAGAAUAGCUACUGACUGCAUUUCACAUUUCUGGAAGACAUGCAAGUUGUCUUCAAUUCUCAAGAUAGAAGAGAUGAAUGAUAGUAAGCAUAUUUUCUUUCAGAAUGCCAGCAUGGAGGAGAAAAUGAGAAAGAAAACACGUAAUUGGAUGAAAGUUAAGAACUUCUGUCAAGCUAGCUCAGGAAUUUUGAUUUUUGUCUUGCAUUUAUUUUUCCCAGUUCUUAAAUUCUGUUGCACAGAGAUCCCUGGGAAUGCUUCUGUAAUGCCAGGGAACCACACAUCGUUUCAAUUGUACCAGUUCUUCAGCCAUCUUCUCCAGCCAUUGCUUUGAGUAUCUAAAUCAGAGUUACUAGUCCAGCAAGACGCUCUUAUGAGCAGACCAAAAACACUUCAGUCUGCUUUGGCAUGAACUAUAACUUGGAAGGGAAAUGAUAGCUCUGUAUAUGCUGACAUAAAACUCCUUUUACUGUGACCAUGAUGAUGUGGGCUGAUAGGAGUUAAAGUCCAAAACACCUCAAGCAAAGUGCAAACUAAGUCUAGCUAUGGUAGGACUGAAACUCAGUAACCCAAACCAACAUAGCCACUAAUGAUGAAUGCUUGAGGCUGCAGUCUUAACUACAUCUGGAGAGAUGUGUACCGUAAUUUGGAUCUAUGAUCCAUAAGUUGCCCUUCUAUCGAAGAGUUAGCUUUACUUUUACAAUAAGGAGAGGGAAGAUUUUUAUUUCUUGUGGGUAGUAGCUGGUAUGCUCAGAACCUUUAUAGGUAUUUUUUUGGGCACGUGGGAAGGGCCAUUGAAAUCAUGUAGUUUAUUUUUCUGGUGUUUGGAAGGCUCAUAUUUGUAAAAGAGCUUGCCUUAUAUUUCCAGCCACUUCAUCUGAAUUCUAGGAGCCGCCAGUGGCGCAAUGGGUUAAACCCUUGUGCCAGCAGGACUGAAGACUGACAGGUUGUAGGUUUGAAUCUGAGGAGAGUGCGGAUGAGCUCCCUCUAUCAGCUCCAGCUCCCCGUACCUCCCACAAGGAUGGUAAACCAUCAAAACAUCCGGGCGUUCCCUGGGCAGUGUCCUUGCAAACAGCCAAUUCUCUCAUACCAGAAACGACUUGCAGUUUCUCAAGUCACUCCUGACACAGAAAAAAACUGAAUUCUAUGGGAUAAUUUAUUUUGGAAGUAUUUAGUCAAGGAUCCCUUUCAUACCACAAACGUUGAUUCCACUUUAACUUCCACACCUAUAUUGUUUGGAUCGGUGGGGUUUAUAGUUUAAGGAGGUACUAGAGGCUCCUGGGUGGUACUGAAGGCCUCACUAAACUACAAAUCCUAGGAUUCCAUAGGGUAGAACCAUGGCAAUAAAAAUGAAUAAAUAGUGUUAAAUGUA